Glycine soja is the source of this 3034-nucleotide messenger RNA. Its product is annotated as BEL1-like homeodomain protein 1. The record is from RefSeq and is a predicted model, not a curated record. Gene Ontology annotation, molecular function: DNA-binding transcription factor activity, RNA polymerase II-specific; RNA polymerase II cis-regulatory region sequence-specific DNA binding. Bases 274 to 2382 code for a protein of 702 amino acids. NCBI's taxonomy places the organism in Eukaryota, Viridiplantae, Streptophyta, Magnoliopsida, Fabales, Fabaceae. Gene Ontology annotation, biological process: regulation of transcription by RNA polymerase II. The transcript has 5 exons.
AGAAGACAACAAAGUUGCAGAGAGUACUACUCAUGAAACUCUCCCAAGUGAAGUCCCAACCCAAUAUAAAUCCAUCUGAAAGCAAAAGGGAGAGAAGCUUUAAUUUACUUGCAUCCCCUGCCCCGCGAUGAUGGACACUUUGUCUAUCUAGACAGCACCUUUCUACCUUCCUUCUCAGCUUCCUCAAGUUUAUAGCUCCCUCUAUCCAUUUAUUAAUUCAGCAAAAUGUGUCACUGAGAGAGAUACAAUCAUAGAAUUGAAGAAGAACGCAACAUGGCGACGUACUUUAAUGGAAGCACUUCGGAAAUUCAACCUUCUGCAGAUGGCGGCUUGCAAACGCUUUACCUUAUGAACCCAACUUACGUACCCUACGCUGACGCGCCGCACCACCCAACAACGCUCCUCGUCAAUCCCAACGCACCCAACCUCGCGAAUAUCCCACACGCGCCGCCAGUGUCACCAAACCAACAACAUCACCACGUGAUUCACGGCGUCACAAGCAUCAUCGGAUCCGGCAAUUCCGAUGACCACUCCCGACCGUCGUUGAUCGGCGAAAACAUCGCCGCCUUCCACGGCUUCUCCGGCGGGGCAGGCACUGCCUCCACCGCCGCCCCUCGCCUUCACUAUAACCUCUGGGGUCCGGUGGUUGAUCAGCCGGGAACGCCGUCUAGCAGCUCCGGUGGAGGCGGUUUCCGGCGGCCGAGUCAGCAGGGUUUGUCUCUCAGUCUUUCAUCACAGCAAACAAAUUUUAGAUCAGUUUCCGGCGAGCUUGACGUGGCCGGACAGGGCCACGUUGCCGGAAUUGGGAACUCGCCGAUGUCGGCGUCGAUCGGAGUUUCAGGUGUUAUUAUGGGGUCAAAGUACUUGAAAGCUGCACAGGAGCUUCUGGAUGAAGUUGUGAACGUGGGAAAAGGAAUCUACAAAGAGGAGAAAUUCUCAGAGAAGGUGAAAGCGAAUAGGGAAUCAACUAAUUCUGGUGCUGCUGGUGAUGGUGGAGAUGGUUCAAGUGGUGGAGGAGAAAACAGUGCAGGGAAACAAGUGGUUGAACUCAGCACCGCUCAGAGGCAAGAGCUUCAGAUGAAGAAGUCCAAGCUUGUGACCAUGCUCGAUGAGGUAGAACAAAGGUACAGACAAUAUCACCACCAAAUGCAAAUUGUGGUAUCGUCAUUUGAGCAGGCAGCAGGUUAUGGGGCGGCAAAAUCUUACACUGCCCUUGCCCUAAAGACUAUCUCAAAGCAAUUCAGGUGCCUUAAAGAUGCAAUCUCUGCACAAAUCAAAGCCACGAGCAAGACAUUGGGUGAAGAUGAUUGUUUAGGAGUUAAAGUAGAAGGGUCGAGGCUUAGGUUUGUUGACCACCAUCUCAGGCAACAAAGGGCACUUCAGCAGCUAGGAAUGAUUCAACCCAAUGCAUGGAGGCCCCAAAGAGGCUUGCCUGAACGAGCUGUUUCCAUUCUUCGGGCUUGGCUUUUUGAGCAUUUCCUUCACCCUUAUCCAAAGGACUCCGAUAAAGUUAUGCUUGCUAAACAAACUGGACUUGCUAGGAGCCAGGUGUCAAACUGGUUUAUCAAUGCCCGAGUUCGGCUUUGGAAGCCAAUGGUUGAAGAAAUGUACUUGGAAGAAAUCAAGGAGCAUGAACAAGGUAAUGGCUCAGAAAACACCAAAUCAAAAGAAUCGAGCAAGGAGUUGGCUUCAACAGCAAAUGUUGCACUCGAUCAUCUCCAAUCAAAACAAGAAAGCUUCAACAACCAAAACACUUCCCCAACCGAGAUCUCAACAAGCUCUUCAAUGUCUCCAAUGGGAGGGUCCCUUCAAUCCCACUCUGGUUUCCAUCUUGCAGGAUCAUCUGACAUGCAAAUUAGGAGUCCAAACAAACCAAGAAGUUCUGAAAUGCAAAACUCUCCAAGUAGUAUCCUUUCAGUGGACAUGGAAAUGAAGCAUAGUGGUGACCAUGGAAAUAAUAGAGAUGCCAACACAAAGUUUGGUAUUGAAAGGCAUCACCAACAAAAAGAUGGGUACCCUUUGAUGACUAGCAAUCCAAACCAUGGUGGGGGGUUUGGAGCAUUCACCAUGGAAGACAUUGGAAGCAGAUUUAAUGUCACUACUGAGCAACUAGCUUCAAGGUUCCAUGGAAACGGUGUUUCUCUCACACUUGGACUUCCCCACAAUGAGAACCUUUCUAUGUCAGGAACUCAACAACAUGGGUUCCUCUCACAGAAUAUACACCUGGGAAGGAGACUUGAAAUGGGAACAAAUGGAAAUGAGUUUUGUACUAUCAACACUGCUCCACCUUCUUCUCACUCAGGAACCACUUAUGAGAGCAUUGAUAUUCAAAACAGAAAGAGGUUUGUUGCUCAUCAGUUAUUACCAGAUUUCGUGGCCUAGGAAGUAAGAACUGAUGGCUAGCUAGCUAGCUAAAACAAUAUUGGAUAAUUUAUGAGAGAAAUCUUAGAGUUCUGAUGAGUGUUUCUCUAGACUUGGCUAAUUAACUUCGCUAGCAGCACCAAGAAAAGAAAAGGAGAGGGUUUAUGUUAUUUUCAUUUACAUAUAUAUACACAUGCAUGCAGUCACUAAUUAUGAAAUAUUGUACCGUGAUUCUGGUAUACUGGAAUUCCUGGCAUGGGAGGGGAUGCUAGCUCCCUGUAAACAUUGAAUAGUAGCAUAUAGAAUUAUACUUGCAGAGAUUUAAGUUAGCUUAAUAUUAAUUAUAGGAUUCAUAAAGUUGGGGAUGGGGUAUAUAUAUUGUAUAUGGUAUUGGAUGUAGCCAGGUACGUAGAUGGAUUUGAAAGAUUUCUUUUGAUUUGAUGUUAUAUAUAUUUGUGCACCAGAGUUAUUAUUUGGGUAUAGAAGAAGAAGCAUUGCUUUGUAAAAUUAGUUAUUCCUGCAUGUAUUUUUCGUUUCAUGAUCAUUUUCCUUCUGUGUACACACUAGUGGGUGAAGGUGGAAUUAAUAGUGGGAAACAUGCAUGAGAUGGAAUAUACGGAUAUGCGUACUAUUUGGACGCUUUCAUAAAAUAGAGUAUGAGAAUUUGAGUCAA